Molecule: messenger RNA, 7904 nt
Organism: Colius striatus (speckled mousebird)
Lineage: Eukaryota; Metazoa; Chordata; Aves; Coliiformes; Coliidae
Gene: AGL
Product: amylo-alpha-1, 6-glucosidase, 4-alpha-glucanotransferase
Exons: 34
Coding region: 346-4941 (1531 amino acids)
Biological process (GO): glycogen biosynthetic process; glycogen catabolic process
Molecular function (GO): 4-alpha-glucanotransferase activity; amylo-alpha-1,6-glucosidase activity
Source: RefSeq, a predicted model, not a curated record
AGCUGCGCCGGCACCGCCCGUCUCCGUGCCCGGCCGCGGCGGAACCAAUAAAGUUUUGUUUUAAUAAAAGCAAGAAAAGAGGAGGAAAAAGGUGGUUCCGCUAAGUCUGUGGCGGCUGCUGCCUUGCGCGUGAGUGACUGCCCGGCCGGCCAGCCCGGGGCUGCCGCAGCAGGCGAGGGCGGACGGACUGCUGCAGCCUCCGCCCCGGCUCCGCUCGGCCUGGGCGACCGUCGCUCUCAGCGGGGAGCUGCGUCUCCGCCGCUCUCCGAGCUCGCUCGGCUCGCUUCUUCCUCCCCGAAGUGAGUCUCUUGGCGCGGGAGGAGCGCCAGGCAGACGACCGCAGCCAUGCCGAGCGGUAAGGAGACGCGGCUGCUGCACCUCAGCGAGAUGGAGAAGCUGGACAAGACCCUCUUCAGGCUGGAGCAAGGUUUUGAACUACAGUUCCGCUUGGGCCCAACUCUUCAAGGCAAGCCCGUUACUGUGUACACAAAUUAUCCAGCUUCUGGAGAAGUGUUUGAUCGCCACAAGUUCAGGACACUAUCGUGGCACAAUCCCACAGGAAAAGAAGAUGACUCUGAUAAAUACUGCAAGCUGGAUCUCCAAAUUUCUGGGUCAUACCAGUACUAUUUCAGCCUUGGAAAUGAGAAAAGUGGUGGAGGUUACAUAGUCGUGGAUCCUAUUUUGCGAGUGGGAGCCGAUAAUCACGUGUUGCCUCUGGAUUGUGUUACACUCCAGACGUUCCUUGCUAAGUGUCUGGGACCCUUUCACGAAUGGGAAGAUAGGCUUAAAGUUGCAAAAGAAACAGGUUACAACAUGAUUCAUUUCACACCGCUGCAGAAGCUUGGACUGUCUAGAUCAUGUUAUUCACUGGCUGAUCAAUUAGAAGUAAAUCCUGAAUUUUCAAGCCAUAAUAAAAAGUGCACUUGGAGUGAUAUAGGAGCUCUUGUGGAAAAAUUGCAAAGUCAAUGGAAUAUGCUCUGCAUCACAGAUGUAGUCUACAAUCAUACUGCUACGAACAGUGAAUGGCUCAGGAUGCAUCCGGAAUGUGGCUAUAACCUUGUAAAUUCUCCCCACCUCAAGCCAGCUUGGGUCUUGGAUAGAGCUCUGUGGCACUUGACCUGUAUGGUGGCUGAUGGAAAGUGCGUUGCUAAAGGGGUCCCUCCGUCCAUUGAAAAUGAUCAUCAUCUAAAUUGUCUCCGUAAAAUAAUUUGGGAAGAUAUAUAUCCAAAAAUUAAACUAUGGGAGUUUUUCCAAGUGGAUGUUAACAAAGCUGUGCAGCAAUUUAGAACCCUUCUAACUCAAGGCAAAAUGAGCACUAAGUCCGAUCCAAAUCAACAUCUUCAAAUAGUUCAGGACCCUGAAUAUCGACGGUUUGGCUCUACGGUAGAUAUGAACAUAGCAUUGGCAACAUUCAUACCACACAGCAAUGGACCCGCUGCAAUAGAAGAAUGUUGCAACUGGUUUCGCAAGAGGAUCGAGGAACUGAAUGCUGAACAAUACAGACAAACUAAUCACCAUCAAGAGCAGGCUGUGAAUUGUCUUGCGGGGACUGUGGUUUAUGAACGACUGGCCGGUCAUGGUCCUAAGCUGGGUCCUAUCACUAGGAAAUAUCCUUUAGUUACCAGGUAUUUUACUUAUCCAUUCAAAGAGCUGACUGUGGAGGAAGAAGAAACUAUGAUACAUCAGCCAGAUAAAGCUUGUUAUUUCAUGGCUCAUAAUGGCUGGGUUAUGGGAGAUGAUCCUCUCAGAAACUUUGCAGAACCAGGUUCAAAUGUUUACUUGAGAAGAGAGCUUAUUUGCUGGGGAGACAGUGUGAAGCUGCGUUAUGGUAAUAAACCUGAAGACUGUCCAUACCUCUGGGCACAUAUGAAAAAAUACACUGAAAUCACUGCCAAAUAUUUCCACGGUGUUCGUCUUGACAACUGUCACUCCACACCUAUUCAUGUCGCUGAGUACAUGCUGGACACAGCUAGAAAAUUGCGAGCCGAUUUGUAUGUAGUGGCUGAGCUGUUCACAGGAAAUGAGGAGCUGGACAAUGUCUUUGUGAAUAGGCUGGGCAUUACCUCCUUAAUAAGAGAGGCAAUGACUGCUUAUAAUAGCCAUGAAGAGGGAAGAUUAGUUUAUCGUUUUGGAGGUGAACCUGUUGGCUCAUUUGUCCAGCCACGUUUGAGGCCUUUGAUGCCAGCUAUUGCUCAUGCACUGUUCAUGGAUAUCACACAUGAUAAUGAAUGUCCAAUUCAGCACCGAUCUGCAUAUGAUGCUCUUCCUAGUGCAAUGAUUGUUUCCAUGGCAUGCUGUGCUACAGGAAGCACCAAAGGCUAUGAUGAACUAGUACCACACCAGAUCUCUGUUGUAUCUGAAGAGAGGUUUUAUGCAAAAUGGAAUCCAUCAGCACACUUGACUUCUGCUGGUGAAGUUAAUUUCCAGACAGGAAUUCUAGCAGGAAGACUGGCCAUAAACAGAUUGCAUCAGGAGCUGGGGGCUAAAGGCUUUAAUCAGGUGUAUGUAGACCAAGUUGAUGAAGAUAUUGUGGCAGUGACAAGACAUUGCCCUAACACACACCAAUCUGUUGUGGCUGUAAGUCGAACUGCCUUCAGGGAUCCAAAAACUUCCUUCUACAGCAAAGAAGUACCUGAAAUGUGUAUCCCAGGAAAAAUAGAAGAAGUGGUAUUUGAGGCUAGGACUGUUGAGAGAAGUGCUAGUCCCUACAUGAAGGAUAAACGUUUUAUAAACGGCCUGCCUAAUUUCACGAUGGAGCUCAGAGAGCAUAUCCAGAUUAAAGACAGUAAAAUUAUAAAGCAAGCUGGAACUGCAAUAAAAGGGCCAAAUGAAUUUGUUCAAGAAAUAGAAUUUGAAAAGUUAACACCAGGAAGUGUAAUAGUAUUCAGAGUUAGUCUUGAUCCAAAGGCCCAGGAGGCUGUUGGUGUACUCCGCAACCAUUUGGUGCAGUUCAGCCCUCACUUUAAAUCUGGGAGUCUGCCUGAUGAUCAGUCAGCACCUAUAUUAAAAACGUUAUUUUCUUCUAUUGCAUCUAAACUAACUUUGGCUGACCUAAAUCAAGUGCUGUAUAGGUGUGAGGCAGAAGAACAAGAAGAUGGUGGUGGUUGUUACAAUAUACCCAACUGGUCACCACUGAAGUAUGCAGGCCUCCAGGGAUUAAUGUCAGUGAUGGCAGACAUUAGACCAAAGAAUGAUUUGGGUCAUCCGUUUUGUGACAAUUUAAGAUCUGGAGACUGGCUGAUUGAUUAUGUCAGUAACCGUCUGAUUUCACGGGCAGGAGCCUGUGCAGAAGUUGGUAAAUGGCUGAAAGCCAUGUUUGUCUACCUAAAGAGAGUUCCACGUUACCUCAUCCCAUGUUACUUUGAUGCCAUCUUAGUGGGUGUAUACACAACGCUUCUGGAUGCGGGUUGGCAUCAGAUGUCUAGCUUUGUGCAGAACGGAUCAACAUUUGUUAAACACCUUUCCUUGGGUUCAGUCCAGAUGUGUGGCAUCGGAAGAUAUUCGUGUCUGCCAGCAUUGUCUCCUUCCUUACACGAUGUUCCUUAUAGGCUGAAUGAGAUUACAAAUGAGAAAGAACAGUGUUGUGUUUCCUUGGCAGCUGGUUUACCUCACUUUUCUUCUGGGAUUUUCCGCUCCUGGGGAAGAGAUACCUUUAUUGCACUGAGAGGACUAAUGUUAGUCACUGGGCGCUACCUAGAAGCAAGAAACAUCAUUUUAGCUUUUGCUGGGACUUUAAGGCAUGGUCUCAUUCCCAACUUGCUUGGCCAAGGGACACAUGCCAGAUACAACUGUCGUGAUGCUGUCUGGUGGUGGCUUCAGUGUAUCCAGGAGUACUGUAAAAUUGUUCCAAAUGGGUUAGACAUUCUCAGGUGUCCUGUCUCUAGGAUGUACCCAAGAGAUGACUCUUCUCCUCAGCCUGCAGGCACCAUGGAUCAGCCACUUUAUGAAGUCAUACAGGAAGCAAUGCAACACCACAUGGAAGGCAUAAACUUCCGAGAGAGGAAUGCUGGGCCACAGAUAGAUCAAAACAUGAGAGAUGAAGGUUUUAAUGUAACUGCAGGCAUUGACCCUGAAACGGGCUUUGUCUUUGGAGGGAACCGCUUCAAUUGUGGCACUUGGAUGGAUAAAAUGGGAGAGAGCGACAGAGCUCGCAACAGAGGAAUCCCAGCUACUCCCAGAGAUGGUUCUGCUGUGGAAAUGGUUGGCCUGUGCAAGUCUGCUGUUCGCUGGCUGCUGGAUUUAUCUGGGAAAAAUGUGUUUCCAUUCCGUGGAGUCACUGUAAAAAGACAUGGAAGAGAGGAGAUUAUCACAUACGAUGAGUGGAACAGAAACAUUCAAGCCCACUUUGAAAGACUGUUCUACGUCUCUGAGAACCCAGCAGAUCCUAAUGAGAAACACCCGCAUCUCGUUCACAAGCGUGGCAUUUACAAGGACAGCUAUGGAGCUUCAAGUCCGUGGUGCGACUACCAGCUCCGGCCGAACUUUACAAUAGCGAUGGUUGUGGCCCCUGAGUUGUUCACACCUGAGAGAGCUUGGAAAGCUCUGCAGGUAGCAGAGGAAAAACUGCUUGGUCCAUUAGGCAUGAAAACCUUAGACCCAGACGAUAUGGUUUACUGUGGAGUCUAUGAUAAUGCACUUGACAAUGACAACUAUAACAUAGCCAGAGGUUUUAAUUAUCACCAAGGACCUGAAUGGCUGUGGCCCAUUGGAUAUUUUCUUCGUGCCAAGUUGUACUUCUCAAAGUUGAUUGGUCCAGAGGUUUAUGCAAAAACUGUGGUUAUGAUCAAGAAUGUUCUUUCUCGCCACUAUGUUCACCUUGAAAGAUCGUCCUGGAAAGGGCUUCCAGAACUGACCAAUGAAAAUGGACAGUAUUGCCCUUUUAGCUGUGAAACUCAGGCCUGGUCUAUCGGUGUUGUCCUUGAAACCCUUUAUGACUUGUAAAAGUUUAUUUUGAUUGAUUUGAUGAAACUUUUGCAGUCUUAGUAUUGAGUAUAAAUGAACAGUUGGCUUACACAGCGAGGGGAAUGAAUGUCCUGUUCUGCACAAUCACUUAAGCUGUGUCCUGGCUUUCAAAGAUGCUGAAUGGCAGCAGCUCCUGUGCCCCAUAACUCUGUGGGGCUUGGGCUGGUACUUUGAAACUCAGGCCAUAACAACAAACUCAACUGCAGUGCACACUUAAUGCAGAAACUUUUUAGUAAGGAGCAAUUUUAAGAAUAUGCACAAACUUAAUUUUAAGUAGCUUUGGUUUUUUUAGACUUUUCAAAUCAAAAUCUUACGUAACAAAGUGAGAUGUCUCUCUCCUGACCUAAAAAUCAGUAGCACAGCUCUUAUGUUUUGGGUUUUUUCCUUUGUCAGUCAAAGAGUAAAUGGAUGUUUUGCAAAUGCAUGCUUAAAGAGGAGUAGACUAACUUAUAGCUUUCUGAGUUUGGUAUGCUUUGUGCUGCAGCAUAUACAUUAGUGAGGGUAUAAUACGUUGUGUCUCCGUUGAAGGGUGUCAUGGGAAUUUGUAUGUGUUCAGUAGAACACUCCAUUAAGCAACCACAGAAACAAAAACCUAUAAAUACUGUAAUAAACCAACCUCUGAAGGGAUAUGUAAAACUUUCAAAACCUUCAAAUUACACUGAGAGUUAACUCGAGCAAUAAAGAGCUAACAGCCUAUGCUAAUCCAUUUUUAAAUGUAUUGAGAUACCGUGGGCCAUGCAGCAAAUGUGUGUCUUCAAUCUGUUCUCCACCAUGAGGAAUUCAUAAGAAACGUGUAUACAAGGUACAGCCUAUCUGUUGGGAGUGGACAAAGAUACAGAAGUCGGUGUCCUUGAGUGCUUAAUUACACCAGUUUUUGAAGAUGUAUGGUCAUGUCAGCUCCUUCUUCGUAGGAAAAUCUGUCUGUAUCAAAGCAGGUGGAAGUGUUUAGCAUCAAUGGGAAGAGAUACUAGCCUACCACCACUAGGGAAGAGAAGAUGAUGUUUCUACACCUCUUGAAAUUACACCAACAAGAGUAAUGCUACCUCUGCAUGUUCCUUGGGAAUAGCUUUGAACGGGAUGCCAAAUGCAUGUUCUUUCACGUUUGUAUGGCUGCGUGCCCUUCCUGAGUUCAGGUCAGUGUUCCCAAACCGAAGGCUGGUUCACAGGAGUGCAGUUGGUAACUCUCAGCUCUCUAUUUGUGCAAUUGUUCCAUCUUAGUGCAAUAAACAGGCAGAAAGUGAGGCUGAUGCCACUUGUCACGGGGCAAGGGGAAGCAAAACCGAUCCUGCAUUUCUUAGGGUUAAACAUAUGCUGGAUAAGACACACAAUUAUAAUGCACUAAGAACACGUAGAGCAACACUUUAUUAUGUUUGUGUUUUAACAUUGCCGUACCCUGUGUCAAGUGCAGUGCAAGUGUGCUGUCCUGUUCAGGGAGACGUGUCACAGUUAAGGCAGGUUAAUAGGCUGAAGGCAGAUGAAUUGUUAGAAGUGGCUGUAUUCACACUAUUUGUUGAAAGGUGAAUGUUUGAACUCCAUUGCUGAAGCACUCAGUGCUUAGAAGUGAUGAGCAGAGAAGGCCUGUAUUGUACCUCAACUUCUGAGCUGCUGCAGUAUGUGGGUUGGGAGGUUACUUUCUCAACACAGCCCGAGACAUGUCAUUUGGUAGAUUAAAUGUCAGCCACAGGUGAUUUUUUUUCAUGUGCAAGAGGCAAAUGAAGUAUUUUUCAUAAUGUACUGAACUUUCCAAAGUCCUUGGUGAUGAGGUUUGUCUUACUGUAUCACUGGCUUUGUACUGCCUUCUUACAUCAGUAUUUCUCAUGUAUUAUUCCACGGUAUGUUUUGUGGUUUAGAAAGCAGGAAUGUAUCAGAAUAAGUUGUUCUUACUUGAUGAAAACAUGCUAAAAUUGGAAGUGCAGCUGAAGAGCUAUGACUAGCAAAAGAUUUCCAUCGGGGUCAAAUCAUAUACCUUGGCAAUAACAGUCUUUCGGUGUUGGAGGGGAAGAAAACAGGAGAAACCAUUCAUCCAAACCUCCCUAUGUCAUUACAGCUUACUUUCCACUGCUUGGCAAACUGCACUGCUGAUAGACACUACACAUGUCACUGCUGCUGGGGGGGGGUCCUAAUUUAACAGUGACAUUUUAAAGGUAAAUCACUACUGUACACAAAAUUGCCAACGUUCUGGAACUUCCAAAGAUGCCCAUUUAUAGUGUUUCUUCUGCAUUGAUUAGUUGAGCAUAGUUUUAGUAACAGAGAAAGGUUUUAAAUAGGAAAAAAGAAUAUCUUGUUGGUUGACUUUGCUGUUCAGUAGCAGGAAAAGUAAGAUUUGAGGUUACAACCACUGAGGGAGUUGGUGGUUGUUGGUAGGGUUUGAUUAUCUUUCUUUCUUUGCAUUUUUUUGUAAUCACAAAGCUAGUCAACACUUUAUCAAGCCAGUCUAAAGAGGAAGAGGGAAGAAAGCAAUGUCAAAUCCAACACUUACGUGAGCUGAUGUUUAUCUGAACUCUAUACUUAAGUCAUUGUCUCCUAAAAUAGCUGACUCUGUGUUGUCUGAUCCUGAACUGUAUUUUCAUUCAUUACUAUCACUUACAUUAUAUGUACUCAAAAGCUUCCAGUAAUGCAAAGCUAUAAUCAGCAAGAACUGUGAAUCCAUUGUGGUCCAGUUGGUGUUUCUCCAUCUAUAUGGUAUUGAGAUGUUUUUGUUUCCUUCCUCCCACUUGAAGUAAUUUACUGGUGUUCAUGCACUUGAUGGCUCUUGAUUUAUCCAAAGGUUAUUAAUUUGGGAAUUCAGGUAAAAUGAUGUAUUGUUCUUGCACUGCAUGUUGUAAUGUAAGAUGGGAAGAUGGGUUUUACACGUGUCUGUCUAGCACAAGAACACCUGAGCUUAGGAAAUGUCAUUAUUCAUCUGUUUCUGAAAUGCACAAAAUAAAAUUCUCUAACUCAGA